AUGUUAUUUGUUUUUUCAUUGAUACGAGUGAGUAAAUCAUGGUGGGGUGCUCCUCACUAUACUGUAGCUCGUUUGGCUGAAACUAGGCUCUCUCCAGAGCAGUUAAAAUACAUUAAUGAUAUUCUUGAAACAUGGACAAGUGAAAAAGCCGUUUUUCAUGAUACAGCAAAUUGGCAUGAUGAUAUCAAAGCUGCAAAUGUUGCUAUUAUGGCCAAUUGGCAUUUCCGAAAUCAACCAAUAUUUUCUUCUGAUUAUGAAGGAGACUUUUCAUAUCCAACAACUUACAACAUUACUGAUGCCAGUAAAGACUGUAUCAAUACUAUAAUGAGCGAAACUACUACAAGCCAAUGGAUUUUAGGUUUUUGUUUCAGAACAUUGUCUCAUUUUGUUGCUGAUGCUCAUUGUCCAGUGCAUUCAGCUGGUAGAUGGAGCAAAGCUUUUCCAGAUGGCGAUAGAGGAGGAAACUCCCAAGCGGUUGUCUGCACUUAUGGCCAACCAUGCAGAAAUAUGCAUAUGCUUUGGGAUUCUGCAUGCCUAGAUUUCCAAAUAUGGCCAUUAUCCAAGAAUGAUGUGGACGAAUACGAAAAAAAUCUUACAAAUCUCUUAAAUAAUUAUCAGCCAAAAACAUAUCUCCCUGAAACAUAUCAAAGUACUGAUCCAGAUGUAUGGGAAAAUGAAGCGUAUCGGUAUGCUUCGAAAUAUGUUUACGGAAAUUUACCCGAUGAUUUUACUGCCAACGAUACUUACAUCAAAGAAGGUGCUAAUGCCGCUAAGCAGCUUAUUUCAGCUGCCGGAUAUCGCUUAGGCGAAGUCCUCCUUAAAUUCUUUGAAGCUAGGAAAAAUAGUUUACCUCAGCUUUAUGAGAAGCCUAAAGGAACAUGGUUGAUAGUCGCAUGGGUAAUUAAUGGUAUCCUUAUUUGUGUGAGUGUCGUUUAUACUGUUGGUGAAAUUCGUUCUAUUGGAAAGAAUCGUCACCACAAAAUCUAA
Messenger RNA from Trichomonas vaginalis G3, 987 nucleotides. Its product is annotated as S1-P1 nuclease family. Gene Ontology annotation, molecular function: nucleic acid binding; endonuclease activity. Gene Ontology annotation, biological process: DNA catabolic process. NCBI's taxonomy places the organism in Eukaryota, Parabasalia, Trichomonadida, Trichomonadidae. The transcript has a single exon. The coding region runs from base 1 to 987 and encodes 328 amino acids. The record is from RefSeq and is a predicted model, not a curated record.